AUGGAGAAUCAUGAUUUAAGUUGUGAGCCAAUGGACAUCGAUACUAGCGGUCAUUCAGUUCGAGACAUGGAUAUUUCUUAUGAUGAACCGUCCUACACGUCGACUGUAAUAAAGACCGAAAAACCUGAUUUUGUCGCCGAAGAUGUGCAAGUGAUUAGCGACAAUAGGACCUCAGCCAUUCAACCAACUGUGAAGAAAUUUCAUAUAAACAUGCAGAGACCAUCCAAAAGUUACAACAAUGUUUUAUCCCAGUCUAUCUCAGUUGGUGUCGUAAUAUUACUGUCCAUAUUUGCACUACAUAUUUAUAGUUUAAAGUGCUUUGAGGAUUUCAAACUAGAAGAGUUAAGAACCUCACUUACGCAUCAAUUAUAUGGCCAGACAGACGUUAUUAAUACAAUAAUAGAGUCAUUGGGACAGCAAGACCAUAGAAAACUAAUAAUAUUCUCAGGAGGAACUGGAGUAGGGAAAACUCUAGUAUCAUCUAUUUUGUUGAAUAGUCUGGGACCAUGUUCUAAUGUGUAUCACUAUACUAUGCCUAGUUUCACAAAUUCGUUCUCAACAGACUUUAUGUAUGGUUUGACCAUGUGUAAGAAGUCAUUGCUAAUAGUGGAUGAUUUGACUGCUAAUGAUAUGCACAUCAGAACACAAAUACAGAAAGUUGUAGAAAAAAGUGAGUACUUAGGCAAAGAAAUCACAGUGAUUCUAAUAUAUAAUUGUUAUGUAUCAACUGCAGAUUUUAAAAGAAACUGUGAUGAGACAUUUCGUCAGAAAUUAUUGGAGAACUUGAGAGGGAUAAAAGUGUCAACAACUUUUGUUGAUUUCAAACCUCUUACAAAGUAUCACUUGAAGCAAUGUAUCAAGCAAGAGUUGGUCGACAGACAGUUAAAUGAUAAGGAAUUGGAGGAUGUGAUGAAGAACUUUGAUGUGGAUGUUGACGGCUGCAAAGGUGUUCACUCUAAGAUGAAGUAUUUGAAUAUUGUUUGA
Spodoptera exigua (beet armyworm) is the source of this 984-nucleotide messenger RNA. Lineage: Eukaryota; Metazoa; Arthropoda; Insecta; Lepidoptera; Noctuidae. The record is from the annotation of a GenBank genome assembly.